AUGUGGCAACAGGCGCAAGCUCAGCAGCCCAACCUGGACGCCAUGUCGAUGUUGCAGCAGACCCAAAGCCAUCAACACAACCCUGCGUUCCCCAUGAUGUUGCAAUCGAACGGACAGCGGUUCUACCAGCAGCCCUCCAUGAAAAUGUUCCAACAGGCACUGCAGCAGACUCAAGGCUCACAACUCUACCAUGCCACUAUUGCAUGUAGCAAGCGCUUCUCCGAGGAGGAAAAACAAAAGCUUGAGAAGGUCUUUACAGACGAGACCCAGAAGCCAAGCACCAGUCGAAAACGUCAACUCGCUGAGGAGCUAGGUUGCCCUGUCCCGAAAGUCAACAACUGGUUCCAAAAUCGGAGAGCUAGGGAGAAGCAGGUGCACAGGGUCCAGGCAUACGAAGCCAGCCAGGCAGCUGAUACGGCAGCAUCGGAGACCGACGUGGUUGAUCCUCAAGAGGAUGAAAGCGAGCCUGUUUCCCGCAGCGAGUUUUACAGCUUGAGCAAUCGGAGCCAGCCUCUUCAGCCCUCUUCGGCCCCGUUCUCUGAUAACGAUGAACGGUCGGAGCAGCACAGUCCAUCUCCCAACUCCGCAAGCGGCCAAGACACUGAAGAUUACGGUACCGACUCGUCCGCAGCAAGUCCGACCAAGAUUUACGGUACAUCGACAGAGGAUGAUAUCAUCAGAGACUUGGCUGGGGAUAGCCACGCCACCGUCUCUCAAUCCCAGCUCCUGCCGCCGAAUCAGAUAGAUGCCUUUUCCAACUCCAGUGUCCCUUUGAUUGCUGCGAGCUUUGAGGGCCACAAUGACAACUUCUCGUCAUCCCCUGACACAUACGCGGACGUCCAGGACCAAAUGUCUUUCCAAUCGCUCAAUGACCAGUUUGCUCCGACAUUUUCGACUGGCGAGAUGCAUGGUUUGCCAAUUUUCGCCACAAGCAUCGACAGAUCCGACUCCUUCGCCUCAUCAGCAUCAAUCCUGACCCCAAGUACUGCGACCUUCAGCACUGGAAUGACGAGCCACGACCACACUGGGGACCACUCGGGCACAGGAGAAUCAGACUUUUCAAGUGUCGAGACAUUGUCUCCGGAUAUGACCUCUGGAACCUCGCCGGCUCUCGAACAGUCGGACUCAACACCUGAUAAUACUUUUACGCACCCCAGCAUUGCCUCGCGGAGAAAGACCCGGCCUCCUCAGCGGUUGAACCAAACGGCUUUGCGCAACUACCCCAACGGACCGAAAACCGGUGUAGAGGGCUCUAAGCGAUCCGAGAUGUACGGAUCGAUGAGGAGAGCCGCGUCAGCAAACGGUCCACUGUCAGGCAAGAUCUUUAAAUCAGGCCCUCCCGUUUCCCCUCUGUCUCCUCGAUCUUUCGAUCCAAAUUUCCUCGAGCAAUUCGCGAGGAACUCGUCCUUGACUGUGGCAUCAAAUGCCUUUAAGGAAGGAUCUGAUGGAUCCCCUGUUGGUUCGACCUUUGAGACGCAAUACCUCUCAGCGGAUGCCCCACGCUUCAGUUUCCAGAGAUCUUCUAUUUCGAUGAACGGGCUCAGGGAGAACGCAGCCGUGUCGCCGAGCACACCCGACUUCGCGCGGGAUGUCGCUUACUCCGGUGUUCAAAAACAGGGUUUCCAGUCCUUCCAACAACCUACCUUCACGUUGGACACUGGCUACGGGAAUACUUCGUCAUCGGAUGAGGCGCUGGCGACUCCCAGCCUGUCUCAAUUCGGGUCCGAGAUCGAAUUUCCCACCUCGCUCUGCGCGCCGAGAUACGUCGAAAGCGAACCAGCAACUCCUGCUGCCAUACAAUCACAGGCGUUCCCUGCCUUCAAGUUUGAUUCACCGCCACGAGGAGACAUCUACCCUUGGUCGAGAUCACCUGACCAGUUGCCGAUGUGGAAGGGAUCCAUCGCGCAGCUCAGCGAACCUCAGUCCCACAACUUCCAAUUCCAGCCAAACAUCACCCCACAAAACUUCCAAUCGCCCGGGCAGGGUUGA
Messenger RNA from Diaporthe amygdali, 1989 nucleotides. RefSeq lists its product as uncharacterized. The record is from RefSeq and is a predicted model, not a curated record. The transcript has 2 exons. Bases 1 to 1989 code for a protein of 662 amino acids. Gene Ontology annotation, molecular function: DNA binding. Gene Ontology annotation, biological process: regulation of transcription by RNA polymerase II. Lineage: Eukaryota; Fungi; Ascomycota; Sordariomycetes; Diaporthales; Diaporthaceae. Gene Ontology annotation, cellular component: RSC-type complex; nucleus.